UUCACCUCCCUCUACAGCACACUGCCACUCCGAAACCCCAAGCGCCACCGGCUUCCCCCUUCCUCCUCCCCGCGCCGCCGCGGCGAUGCUCCUCUCCGGGCCGCCGGCGGCGCCCACUCCACCGCUGCUCCUCCCGGAGAGCAGCGGCGAGGACGGCGGCCACGACUCCUCCUCCCGCGCCGCGGCGGCGGCGGGGUCGGUGCCGAAGAGGCGCGCGGAGACGUGGGUCCGGGAGGAGACCCUCUGCCUCAUCGCGCUGCGCCGGGAGAUGGACGCCCACUUCAACACCUCCAAGUCCAACAAGCACCUCUGGGAGGCCAUCUCCUCCCGGAUGCGGGACCAAGGGUUCGACCGUUCCCCGACCAUGUGCACGGACAAGUGGCGCAACCUCCUCAAGGAGUUCAAGAAGGCGCGCAGCCACGCGCGGAGCAGCGGCGGCGGCGGCUCCGGCGCCGGAGGGAACGGCAACGCCAAGAUGGCGUACUACAAGGAGAUCGACGACCUGCUCAAGCGCCGUGGGAAGGCGAGCGGCAGCGGCGGCGGCGUUGGCAGCGGCAGCGGCAGUGGUGCCGGGAAGAGCCCCACAUCCAACUCCAAGAUCGAGUCCUACCUGCAGUUCGCGACAGAUAACGGCUUUGAAGAUGCUAGCAUUCCCUUUGGACCUGUUGAAGCAAAUGGUAGAUCAUUGCUGAGUAUUGAUGAUCGUUUGGAGGACGACAGGCAUCCACUUCCGUUAACGGCUGCUGAUGCGGUUGCAACCAAUGGUGUGAACCAAUGGAAUUGGAGAGAUACCUCAACUAAUGGUGGAGAUAAUCAGGGCACUUUUGGUGGAAGAGUCAUUUUAGUCAAAUGGGGCGAUUACACUAAAAGAAUAGGUAUUGAUGGUACAGCUGAAGCAAUUAAGGAAGCCAUCAAAUCAGCAUUUGGACUUAGAACAAGACGAGCUUUCUGGCUUGAAGAUGAAGAUGAGGUUGUCCGUACCUUGGACAGGGAUAUGCCAAUCAGAACAUACACACUUCAUCUUGAUGAUGGUGUGACAAUCAAACUCUGCGAUGCAAGCCGCAUGCAGACCCCAGAAGACAAGACGUUCUACACCGAAGAUGACCUCCGAGAUUUCCUUGCACGGCGUGGUUGGACACUCCUCAGGGAGUAUGGUGGCUACAGAAAUGUUGAUAGCCUGGAUGAUCUCCGCCCUGGUGUGAUUUAUCAAGGGUUGCGGUCCCUUGGGGAUUAAUUUUGCAACAUCUGCCUGGGCAAGGCAUGUAAUGUGUGCCAAAGAAGCAUAGUAUAUUACUACCAUUUAGUGUAAUCUAAGUCAGCCAUCUUUGUUCUCUGAUAUAUGUAAAUGUAGCUGAUGACACUGUUAACUAGAAUGUAUAGCCGAUUAUAUGCAAUUGGAGUGUGCAGUAAGUGGUUUUCGAAUUCACUGUGUAUCAAUGUAUCUUCCCUUGCAUGAAAUCUGCAAGAAAAGGA
This is a messenger RNA of Setaria italica (foxtail millet), 1473 nucleotides long. RefSeq names its product trihelix transcription factor GT-1. The transcript has 5 exons. The record is from RefSeq and is a predicted model, not a curated record. NCBI's taxonomy places the organism in Eukaryota, Viridiplantae, Streptophyta, Magnoliopsida, Poales, Poaceae. The coding region runs from base 86 to 1234 and encodes 382 amino acids.